AGAUAUUUUAUUCUUGUGCCUAUCAAUCACAUAGAGAUCGUUUAGGCUGUUGCUCACCAAACCAAUGAACAAUGGAACUCAUAGCAUCGGUGAAUCUUCCAGCUCAACUUCAGUAAGUAGUCAACAGGAUGUUGAGGAUGACAGGAUGAUAGCUGUUGUACUAUCUGAAGAGUAUGCUAAGUUAGAUGGUGCGGUUGGCCGGCGGCUUUCCAACCUGGAACCUGUUCGGCAUGUCCCACGGAUAAAUUCCUACAUCCCCAACCUCAAUGAUGCUAGUUUGGAUCACCAACGACUGCUUCAGAGGCUAAAUAUUUAUGGUUUAUAUGAAGUUAAGGUCUCUGGGGAUGGAAACUGUCAGUUUCGUGCACUGUCAGACCAGAUUUACAGAUCACCUGAGUAUCACAAGCAUGUUCGGAAGGAGGUGGUUAAACAGCUUAAGGACUGCCGUUCUUCUUAUGAAGGCUAUGUUCCAAUGAAGUACAAACGCUAUUACAAGAAAAUGGCUAAAUCCGGUGAAUGGGGGGACCAUGUUACCCUACAAGCAGCAGCUGAUAAGUUUGCUGCAAAGAUAUGUCUUUUGACUUCGUUCAGAGAUACGUGUUUUAUUGAAAUUAUUCCUCAACAUCAGGAGCCUAAACGAGAGCUGUGGUUAAGCUUCUGGUCUGAGGUGCAUUACAAUUCACUUUAUGAAAUCCAAGACGCUCCGGUACAACAUAAGCCAAGGAGGAAACACUGGUUGUUCUAACUUCUAAGGGAAAGAGACUGCUUGGCGCUUGCUAUUCAGUAUUCAUAUAACAUACAGGAAAAUGUCAACAAAUUAUUUUAGGUGCAUAUUUUCAUACGUGUGAUGUUUUGUCAUUUCUUUUCUUUACAUAAUGUUCAUUCUAUUUUUUUCUUUUAAUAAAUUGUCUCUUUUGACGUUUGUUAAUUAACAUGUU
Molecule: messenger RNA, 938 nt
Organism: Ilex paraguariensis (yerba mate)
Lineage: Eukaryota; Viridiplantae; Streptophyta; Magnoliopsida; Aquifoliales; Aquifoliaceae
Source: the annotation of a GenBank genome assembly